AAAUUUUGUAAGAGGUCAAUUUACUUGUAUAAUUUUAAAAGAAGCUGAGAGUGAAGAGAUCGAUCACAAUUCACAUUCACAUUCACUCGCAGGAGUAGCCUCCGGUGUCAAGGCUUUGCUGUUUUUUAAUAUACUUCGAUAUUGCUUCAACCGGAAUGUAAUCAAGAAGCCUAUUUUGUGCAAAAUGUAGCUAGGUAAUACAAGUGCACGCCUUUCUUGUGUGCAAGUAUGACUCCGGUUUCCAGAAAGCUUUACACAGAUGACGUCAGUCUUUUGGUGGUGUUAAUUGACACCAAUCCAUACUUUUGGAGCACAAAUAACAGUGGCCUUCCAUACUCCAAAUUCCUUUCUCAUCUUGUAGCAUUUUUGAACUCAAUACUUUUGCUCAACCAGCUUAACCAAGUUGUUGGUAUUGCUACGGGGGUCAAUUCCUGCGGUUACAUAUAUGAUUCUUCAUUGGCACCUCCAAAUAAGAGAGCUGAGACUUUGUUGCAGAAGUUAGAGGAGUUUGUGAUUAAAGAUGAAGAAUUAAGUGCUGAAGAUUCAGUUGAUGGAAUCAAGUCUUCGUUGCUAUCAGGGUCUCUUUCAAUGGCUCUUUGUUAUAUACAGCGGGUAUUGCGAUCUGGCUCACUUCAUCCACAGCCUCGGAUACUAUGCUUGCAUGGAUCUCCAGAUGGACCUGGACAAUAUGUUGCAGUCAUGAAUUCAAUAUUCUCAGCACAACGCUCAAUGCUACCUAUAGAUUCCUGUGUUAUAGGAGCUCAGCAUUCUGCUUUUCUGCAGCAGGCUUCUCAUAUAACUGGUGGUAUAUAUUCGAAGCCCCAACAAUUGGAUGGGCUGUUUCAGUAUCUUUCGACACUAUUUGCUACAGAUUUGCAUUCUCGUAGUUUUAUACAACUCCACAAGUCUGUCGGUGUGGAUUUUCGUGCCUCGUGUUUUUGCCACAAAAGCACAAUUGAUAUGGGCUACAUAUGUUCUGUCUGUUUGUCUAUAUUUUGCAAGCCUCACAAGAAGUGCUCAACAUGUGGGUCAACUUUUGGGCAACCUCAAGCAACUGUUUCUCCUACAAAUUUGAAGAGAAAAGCUCCGGAUUCAUGAAGAACAUUUGUAGCAAAGUUUUGUACUAUAGAAUUGUUUAGUUGGCCAUCAUGUUGCUAGUAACACUGGGCUCCUUUUUUGGGCAAUGUUUUUCAAGCAAAAUAUGUACAGUUGACAUGGCAAAAAAAAAAAAAAAAACUGAAAGAAAGAAAACAAAGGUGUAUUGUUGCUGAUGAGAAGUUUUCGCAAUCAUGACAGAUUACCAAAAUACACACAAGGAGCGAGUUUGUUGAUAGGCAGCAGCAUUUUUUCAGUACUGUUGUGCUGCUAGUUAUCUGGGAAGUUACAUCUUAAAUAUCUGUUUAGUUUGUUGUAUUGUGUUAAUUUGCAAACAUAGGAGCUCUCUUUUGAGUUUUGUGCAAACAUGCAAACUAUGUGUUCAUGGUUUAUGUGUAGUACUGUUGUUACUACUAUUCUGCAAACAUACAAGCUCCCCCUUAACUUUCGAGCACACAUGCAAUCUAUACUUUGGCAUUAAAGUCU
Molecule: messenger RNA, 1581 nt
Organism: Daucus carota subsp. sativus
Lineage: Eukaryota; Viridiplantae; Streptophyta; Magnoliopsida; Apiales; Apiaceae
Product: general transcription and DNA repair factor IIH subunit TFB4
Exons: 13
Coding region: 229-1098 (289 amino acids)
Biological process (GO): regulation of DNA-templated transcription; nucleotide-excision repair
Cellular component (GO): transcription factor TFIIH holo complex; transcription factor TFIIH core complex
Source: RefSeq, a predicted model, not a curated record